Pisolithus orientalis is the source of this 222-nucleotide messenger RNA. RefSeq names its product ubiquitin-related domain-containing protein. The coding region runs from base 1 to 222 and encodes 73 amino acids. Gene Ontology annotation, cellular component: nucleus; cytoplasm. Gene Ontology annotation, biological process: protein modification process; mRNA splicing, via spliceosome. The record is from RefSeq and is a predicted model, not a curated record. Lineage: Eukaryota; Fungi; Basidiomycota; Agaricomycetes; Boletales; Pisolithaceae. The transcript has 4 exons. Gene Ontology annotation, molecular function: protein tag activity; protein binding.
AUGGCAUUAAUCGAGGUUAUAGCUAAUGAUCGCCUGGGACGGAAAGUCCGUGUCAAGUGUAGUCCCGAUGACACGGUCGGCGAUUUGAAGAAGCUUAUUGGCGCGCAAACCGGCACUGACUACAGGAAGAUCCAAUUGAAGAAAUGGUAUACUUUAUAUAAGGACCACAUCACCCUCAGGGAUUACGAAAUCCACGAUGGAAUGAGCCUUGAACUUUACUGA